Messenger RNA from Emiliania huxleyi CCMP1516, 1989 nucleotides. Its product is annotated as cell division cycle protein 48. Gene Ontology annotation, cellular component: VCP-NPL4-UFD1 AAA ATPase complex; nucleus; cytosol. The coding region runs from base 31 to 1989 and encodes 652 amino acids. Lineage: Eukaryota; Haptophyta; Isochrysidales; Noelaerhabdaceae. Gene Ontology annotation, biological process: mitotic spindle disassembly; retrograde protein transport, ER to cytosol; autophagosome maturation. The record is from RefSeq and is a predicted model, not a curated record. Gene Ontology annotation, molecular function: ATP hydrolysis activity; polyubiquitin modification-dependent protein binding; ATP binding. The transcript has 12 exons.
CUCGCUCCGUCGACGACGGUGGCGCCCAUUAUGAAAUUGUCCUUGGCCCUGCCGCCGCUGCUGCUGCUUCUUCGCGACGCGCACGGGGCCCACCCGCGGCUGGCUGUCGCGUCAGCGCCGCGGUCGGAGCAGCUGCGGCUGAUCCCGCGGCCAGAGCGGCUGACGGAGCUGCUCAGAGUGCCGGAGCGGCUUCGCGGCGGCGGCGAGGAGGCCGAGGAGGCCAAGCCGGCGCACGAGGUGCAGAGCAGAAAGCGGCUGACCGUGGCCGAGACCGAGGCGGCCGACCCGUCGUCGCUGAUGCUCAGCGCCGACGCGCUCGAGUCGCUCGGCCUCGCGGGUGGCGAGCCGGUGCUGCUGCGCGGCGGCAAGCAGCGCAAGACGGUUUGCGUGGCGGUGGGCUCGGAGAAGGGGCUGUCGGAGGACGACGUCAAGCUCUCCGCCGCCGCUCGCGCCAACCUGCGCCUCUCCGCCGGCGACGCGGUCGUCGCGACGCCGAUGCGGGACCUGCCCGAGGCGGAGCGAGUGGAGCUGUGCCUGAUCAGCGAGUCGGCGGCGGGGUUCGAGGGCGGGUUCGAGGAGCGGUUCGGCGGCCUCACGUCCUACUUCAAGGACAUGGGCAGGCCCGUCACCGAGGGAGACGUCAUCGAGACGGAGGUCGACGGCCAUACGCUGCGCUGGAAAGUGAUGGGGGUGGAGGUGCCCGAGGGUGACGCGGCGCUCUCCGCAUCCGGCAUCGUCGGCGCGGAGACGGAGAUCUUUGCCGAGAACGAGAUCAGCGAAGAGGAGGCGGGCGAGGACUCUGCGAUCGGAUACGCCGACAUCGGCGCGAGAUCUAGCCGAGAGAUGGGGAGAGAUGGGGAGAGAUGGGGAGAGAUGGCGCUGCCACGCCUCGGCCUCGUCGCUGCGUCUCACGCGGAGGUGGAGGGCCUGUUGUUCCUGAGGAGGGACCCGCGGGCGGCGAGGCGGCGCGGGCUCGACAAGGAGCUCGCGCAGCUCCGCGAGCUGAUCGACUUGCCGCUCAAGCAGCCAGAGGUGUUUGACCAUUUGGGCGUGCGGCCGGCGCGCGGCGUCAUUAUCCACGGUCCCGCCGGCUCCGGCAAAACGAUGAUCGCGCAGGCAGUCCGGCAGGAGGCUGGCGUGUGGUUCCGCACCGUCAACGGCCCCGAGAUCAUGGCCAAGCGACCCGGCGAGGCCGAGUCGGCGCUGCGCGAGGUGUUUGAGCAGGCCGAGGCCAACGCGCCCGCCAUCAUCUUCAUCGACGAGCUGGACGCGCUCGCACCAAAGCGCGACAAGGCGCGGCGCGGCCCCCGCGAGCUCGAGAAGCGGAUCGUGUCGCAGCUGCUCACCCUGCUCGACGGGAUGAAGGCCAACAAGCGCGUCAUCGUCCUCGCAGCCACGUCGCGGCCCGGCACCAUCGACCCGGCGCUGCGCCGGUUUGGGCGGUUCGACCGCGAGCUGGCAGUCGAGACGCUGCAGUACCCGCUCAAGUUUGCGGCAAAGUAUCACCGGUACGGCCUCUCCGCCUCCAAGGGCAUCCUCUUGUACGGCCCGUCGGGGUGCGGCAAGACGCUCGUCGCAAAGGCGAUCGCCAACGAGGUCAAGUCCAACUUCAUCUCGGUCAAGGGCCCCGAGCUCCUCUCGAUGUGGUUCGGAGAGUCGGAGCAGAACGCCCGCGGCGCGGCGCCCUGCAUCCUCUUCUUUGACGAGAUCGACUCGAUCGCAAAGCCGCGCGGCUCGGGCGGCGCGGGCGGUGGCGAGGCGGGCGACCGGAUCGUCAACCAGAUCCUGACCGAGAUCGACGGCGUCGGCGCCAAGAAGUCGGUCUUCAUCAUCGCCGCGACCAACCGGCCCGACAUGCUCGAUUCGGCGUGCGCGAAGAUCGGCCGCGCGCACUUUGAGGAGGCGAUGCUCACGGCGCGCAAGUCGGUCACCGCGGCGGACGUGAAGAAGUUCGAGCGCUUCCGCCAGUCGAUCAAGGCGGGCAAGUGA